GGUGGGCUUCCCCCCCCGCCCCGGGAUUUGGCUCCACAUCUCCCGGCUGUGAACCUGGGCUUGGUGCUCUGGUCUCCUCAGCUGGGACGCAGUGACCUGGUACUUCGCUAGGCUGCACCUCCGUUCAGCCCUGGAGUUCCUGGAUCUUCUCCCACUCACCAUGAAUACCUCUCAUUCCCUGGAUUCCUUCUUCCCAGGAUUCCUGCAGGGUAAGAAUGGGACCAAUCCAUUAGAUUUCCUCUACAACUUCUCUGAUGGCUGCCAGGAUUCAGUGGACCUGUUGGCCUUCACCAUCACCACCUACAGCAUUGAGACCAUCUUGGGGGUCCUGGGAAACCUCUGCUUGAUAUAUGUGACCACAAGGCAAAAGGAAAAGUCCAAUGUGACCAACUUACUCAUUGCCAACCUGGCUUUCUCUGACUUCCUCAUGUGCCUCAUAUGCCAGCCACUCACAGCCACCUACACCAUCAUGGACUACUGGAUCUUUGGUGAAGUCCUUUGUAAGAUGCUAACUUUCAUCCAGUGUAUGUCGGUAACAGUCUCCAUCUUCUCAUUGGUCCUUGUGGCCUUGGAGAGGCACCAGCUCAUCAUCCAUCCAACGGGCUGGAAGCCCAGCAUUCCCCAGGCCUACCUGGGGAUCGUGGUCAUCUGGUUCGUUUCUUGCUUCCUCUCCUUGCCCUUUCUGGCCAAUAGCAUCCUGAGUGACCUCUUCCACCACAAUCACUCUAAGGCUGUAGAGUUUCUGGAGGACAAGGUGGUCUGCAUUGUAUUCUGGUCCUCAGACCACCACCGACUCAUCUACACCACCUUCCUGCUACUCGUUCAGUACUCUGUCCCUCUGGUCUUCAUCCUGGUCUGCUAUGUGCGCAUCUACCAGCGCCUGCGGAGACAGAGGCGUGCGUUCCACAAGGACACGGGCAGUUCACGAGUCGGGCAGAUGAAGCGGAUCAAUGGCACGCUCGUGGCAAUGGUGGCUGCCUUUGCAGUGCUGUGGCUGCCCCUGCAUGUGUUUAACACUCUGGAGGACUGGUACCAGGAGGCCAUUCCGGCUUGCCAUGGCAACCUCAUCUUCUUGAUAUGCCACAUGCUUGCCAUGGCUUCCACCUGUGUUAACCCUUUAAUCUACGGCUUUCUCAACACCAACUUCAAGAAGGAUAUCAUGGCCCUCGUGCUGACAUGCCGUUGCAGGUCACCCCGAGGGGAGUCUGAGCAUCUGCCCCUGUCCACUGUGCACACAGACCUUUCCAAAGGAUCUGUAAGGCUGGGCAGCAAGUCUAACUUCAUAUAGUCCUGUCUAGGCUUUUCCCUACUGUUUUCUUCUGACAGGUCCUUUCACUUAGCUAAGUUAGACACAUUGCAAACUGGGGUAGCAUCCUGUUGUUUUUGGCUUUGGCAGCCCCGACAGGCUGGCAAGAGACUUGAAGCUUGACAUUCAGAUGGUUUAGCCAUUUGCUUCUGGGAGAGUUUUGAGUCCAGGUUCUACAGAUCACAUACACGGUGAACUUUACAUUUGAGCUUUAGGGUGUUAGAGCCUAGGAUGGCAGACUCUAACAUCUGUUCAGCACAGAUGCCUGACCUAAAAACCUUCAUCCAUGGCCUGAGUUGCCCAGCUAACUUGUCCUGCAACAUAUGCUGUGAUCUUUCCAGGGAUGCUGGGUAUCCCAGGAGCUUUUGGCAGAAGCAGAUCCUAGAAGCAGGCUCAGGGAGUUGGAAGCCCAUACUAAAGUACUUGUUGAAAGGAACAGGGGCAGUAGGAAUGGGCUACCAUGAAUGUGACUGCCUGACCCAUGGAGGUCAAAGUUCAGUGCCCCUCCUGGCUGCUGAACUGAGUUCAGGGGAUCAUCAUGUAUGGAUUAGACAGCUUGUCCUUAGAAAGAAGGACAUGCCAUGAUUGCUCUUGGCCCACAUGGGACAUUGCAGCCCAGUUCUGUCUGUGUGGAGGGACCUUCCAAUGAAGCAAACACACUAGCCCCAUGGGAGACUUGUCCCGCACUGAGCAGUGUCUGAUGGGAGACUUGUCCCGCACUGAGCAGUGUCUGAUGGGAGACUUGUCCCGCACUGAGCAGUGUCUGAUGGGCUUUCUGGCCCGGGUCCCUUACAAGCACAUGUGAACUGAUGCACGGGACAGGUGCUUUUGGCCGCCACUUCUUCCGUCUCGUCUCAGCUUUUGGUCACCCUUCCAGUCUAGCUCCUUGUUCCUUGAUUUUGAGAUUUCUUUUGUUUCGUUUUGUUGAAAUGGGGUCUUACUAUGUAGCCCAGGCUGGCCUAGGGCUCCUGCCAAGUCUCAGCACUGAUUAAAGUGUAAACCAACACACAAAAUGAGAGAUGAGCGAGGCACUCUUGUUCUCUAGUACAGGCUAUUGCUGACUUUCAGGCCUACCCUGGCAACAUGUCAUUGUCCAAAGUGCAUGCACACAUGCGUGUGCGCACACUCACUCACUCACUCACACACACACACACACACACACACACACACAUACACACACACACCAAAUAAAAAGCAGGAGCCUCAGACUUCUCCAGACACUGUUCUGGUGACUGGAACUUAUGCUUUUCAUUAAUUAGGCUCAAUGAGGCUAAGAUGCCAAUGGUUCCAAUAGGAUAUUUAGCGAUGGUGCUAGAAACGGGGAUGCUAUGGAGACGCUCCGCUGAGAGUCUUCUGUUUUCCUCCCCACUUGGUUAGGAUGACCUUAGUCUACCCGGAUGGCUGUUUCCUGAUCCCGGUGUCCUGGUGUCUGAUGGCCCUUGAGAUUUCUUGGUUACCAGCUUCCUUGAUGCUUGCCAAUCCAAGUAUGUUCUGAAGACCAGCAGCCCUUGCACUUGGAGGCUGUUAGAUAUGAAGACUUUGUCGCAGACGUGCUGAAUAUGAAUCUACUUUUGACCGGAAUAUGCAGGUUAAUUGUAGACACACUGAAGUCAGGAAGCUUUGCUCUGGGAAACAGGUCACCCUGGGACUAGGGGUUAUUGGGUGAAAACCUACAAAUGCACACUCUGGCAUCUGGAGUGGAUCCACUGUUGAACUGCUGGAAAGACAUGCUCUGUUUCAGCUGUCGUUGCCCUGGCUGCAUGUGGACAUGUUUCUUGUGACGCUUUUUCAUUAUUCAAUGAAAUAAAUACUUGCCAAAUA
Mesocricetus auratus (golden hamster) is the source of this 3127-nucleotide messenger RNA. It is a transcript of the gene Npy4r2, whose product is annotated as neuropeptide Y receptor Y4-2. NCBI's taxonomy places the organism in Eukaryota, Metazoa, Chordata, Mammalia, Rodentia, Cricetidae. Gene Ontology annotation, cellular component: neuron projection; plasma membrane. Gene Ontology annotation, biological process: G protein-coupled receptor signaling pathway. The record is from RefSeq and is a predicted model, not a curated record. Gene Ontology annotation, molecular function: neuropeptide binding; pancreatic polypeptide receptor activity. The transcript is spliced from 2 exons. Bases 161 to 1288 code for a protein of 375 amino acids.